Molecule: messenger RNA, 3687 nt
Organism: Cyphellophora attinorum
Lineage: Eukaryota; Fungi; Ascomycota; Eurotiomycetes; Chaetothyriales; Cyphellophoraceae
Exons: 1
Coding region: 1-3687 (1228 amino acids)
Source: RefSeq, a predicted model, not a curated record
AUGAUUGCAGUCAGCUUGUUUCUUGGAGCUGUUGUGGUGCUGCUCUACCUCAGGUCGGACGGCGACAAUGGUUUUUCGCUCAUAAUAAACAGUCAUUUCGUUUGGACCUACGCGCCGACUGCUGUUCUUGUCUUCAUGGUGGCAGUGUGGCGACAAGUCGACUUCCACACCAAAGUCGUGGCUUCGUGGGUUCAAUUAAGUUACAGCGGUCAGCAACCAGCUUCAAAGACGGUUCUCCUGGACUACCUGUCGCCAAUACAAAUUUCCAGCUUCAAGAAUGCUAUUCGCAACCAACACGUGGCAGUAGUGCUUGGUAUAAUCGGCUCCAUUUUGUCGAAAUUGACUGUACUCGUGUCUACAGCACUGUUCGUUGCUUUACCGAUCUUCCAGGACGCACCCGCGACCGGCCUAAUGCGAACAACUGCAUUCGAUGGCCGCUUGGCAAACGUCGAUGAUAUCCCUACUCUCAAUGACUCCUCGCUGGUGUACACGGCCUACGCUCGCUUCAUCAGUGCACAACCUGAGGCGGCUGCGGCAGCAACCGAGAGCUGCACAUAUGAGGCCUCAGGCCUGCAGGCGUCCGAUCAAGCGGGUGUGAGAACUUCCCUGCAGGCUGUCUUCCCCGAGUACCGAUGCGGGGGCAUUGCAACUUCAACCAUACUUGACCAGAACUCCACCGAGCAGAACCCGAAUCACGUACUACGAAUUGAAGAUCCGACCUGCCAAUUCCCGAACGGCAGAAAGACGAUUCAGCUACAAGCACUGAAUCCAAGAACUUUCCGCUGCCCACCGGAGCAGAUUACACCAAUAUUUGAGCGCCUUACAUGCAAUGGCAAUGGUACAAAUUGGCACUUGCUUGGCCUGAUCGAUUUCAGAUAUGAGCAGUCACUGACCGAUAUUGACCAGGACGCCAAUCUUGGCGCGCCUGUCGAAGCGAUCAACUCCUCUACGUCUGCAAACCGAGGUGCUACAAUAGCUUGCGAGGUGACAUAUUCCAUGGUCAAUGCGACUCAGACCUGCAAGCCUGCUGGUACAAGUCCGCCGAGUACACUCUUCGCCAACAGCACAUUGCUUUCAGAGAGCGUUAUCCAAAAGCUCGAUGGGCUCAGCGAUGCUGACCUUGCCAGGCUGUUCCUCGGCUCUUUGUUCGCCGCCUCCGAUAUGUUCGGCAACGUUCUGGACGAGGGCUACGCACUCGAGUACCCUAACACGAUGCUGAAGUUCAUGGCAAAGACCGUUUCAGGAGGCAGGUACGACGGCUUGUUCGACGAAGACAAGAUGGCAAGAGCAGCACAGUCAGUGUUUCCCAGGAUAGCUGUCCCGCUCUUGCAGAAGAACUUCAUCGCGAACGCCUCUGUGCCGCUGACAGCGAACGGGCGCUUUCUGGAGGAGAGACUCUUUCUCAAUCCCGUCGCCGUCUGGCUAAUGCUCGCAGGCUUUACUCUGAUGUCAAUGGUCGCAGCAUUGCUGGCCUGCAGACGCCCGAUAUUCACAAUCUGGCAAAAUCCGGAAAGCACAGUCACAGCAGGCCUGAUUCUGGCGCAAGAUCCUGAGGUCGAGACGUGCUUUCGCAACGACGGCGAUCCAAACUUGUUCCAAACCAUCACGCAACACAAAUUUGAGCUGGAUACAAGUGCUGCAAGACCCUGGAAACGCGAGCAGUACCUGCUUCUAUCGUCAGGACCUGAUCGCCUGGACAGGUCUGCACCCACAGAUACGCCACACUGGUGGCGAUCGCUGUUUCUUCGACCAUGGAUAUAUACAUCGUGCUUGUUGCUUCCUUUCUUCUCGAUCGGGGCGCUAGAGAUUCUGCAACACUUCUCGGAUCGAUCGCAAGGAUUCGGGACCUCGAGUCUGUCCGCCGGAAACGUCCUAAAAUUCGACCUGCGCAAUGUCUUUCCACUGGUAGCCCUCCUCAUCGCGAGCCUCGUCAACUCCAUAGACUUCAACAUCGCUGCACUAGCGCCCUUUCAGGCUGCGAGACGUGGCUGGGCUGAUGCCCGGACACUUGCACCGGUCCUUGGCCGAGUGCCACUGACUGCUAUACAUCACUUGAUCAUAACACAGAACUGGGGCCCAUUCCUUUCUGCAGUCGCUUCCUUCACUGCUGCGUUUCUCACGAUCGUGGCAUCAGGCCUGUAUAAUGGCGUUUUGCAAGAAAUACAGUCCAACUCCACCAUCACUCUGAGCUACCUCGAUCAAUUCGAGCCAAUAUGGAACAAUAGCGUCUUGGAUGAUGGCAGCGCUGUUGUGCUCGCCAGCAUCUACGAGACUUCGAAUUUCUCUUACACCGCGCUCGCGUAUGAUGAGCUGGCGCUUCGCGCACUCUCGCUAUCAGACUCAGACCUUCGAGACGUCAACAAUGCCGCAAACAGCAGCUGGGUAGUCGAGACACCCGCUCUUCGCGCCAGCCUCGUCUGCGAAGCGGCGCUUGCAACCCAAUUCAACACCACCACUACCACCAUCCAACAAUCCGGAGCAAGUGUGCUCAUCCAAGCAAGCCUCCCCCUUCCCUCCAACUGUCUGUUCGGUGGCCCAAACGGCACCGACUCCAAUAUCGACUUCACCACGUCCUUCAAGCUGCCUACGGGCGCCAACACAGGCACGAUCGGCAAACUCAUCGACCUGCACGUCGGCCCUUUCGAUCCCGCCCUCGCUUCAUCCACCGACGAGAUUAAUCCCAGCAUACAGCGCGACAACCCGCCCGGCUGCCCGUCCCUCGCGUUCGUCUAUGGACACAUGGACGUGUUCAGCGAAGCAAGAUCCCUCGUCAACGUUCUCAUGUGCUACCAGCACCUCGACGAGAUCCCUACGCUCGCAUCUUACUCACUUAGCCGCCUCAACGACGGCACCAUCAUUCCCGCCGAAAGCAUUUCCCCACCAGGCCCGAUCCCGAACGGCCCCACCACGCCCAUUCCCGUCCCCAACUCCCUUCCCAAACAAUACGCCUUUCCCUUCCGCCCCCAACUCCAUCUAGACCGCCGCCUCGCCAUCUUCAAUCAGACGCGGUUCCCCUCUUCCAACAGCGGCGCCGGCGACGGCAACAGUCCCGUCGACCCGUUCUUCCAAGCUGUCCUCUUUGGACGCAGAUCCGUCAGCGAAGACCAUCUUCGCUCCACUGACCCGGCGACGAUGCUGGCCGUGCAAGACGCGAUCCAGGGCGUUUACCGCCGGUAUAUGGCGCUGGUUAUCUCUGCAAAGAUGCGUGUUCCUCUUCUCAGCAACAACAGUGCUGAUGGCACUGGUACAGACACUGCCGCCACCGUCCAAGCAACGCUAACACAUCGCACCCUCCAAGUCCGCCUUACCCAAUCCUCUACAUCGAAACUCAUCCUUCAGAUCCUCCUUGGGAUUAUCACCAUUACGAUGAGUCUAGCGCUGUACCUCACCGAAACCCGAGAGGUUUUGAUGUAUAAUCCCUGCUGUUUCGCGGGCCUGGCGAGCCUGUGGGCGGGGAGUGCGUUCGUCAAGAGGGUGGGGAAGGAUGCGCUGUUUCUGACGGGGGAAAGGGAGUUGCGGGAGAGGUUAGGGGAGUGGGAGUUCAGGCUGGGGUGGUGCGAGGGGGAUUUGGUCGUGCAUGGGAGGAGGGGGAGGCGGUGGGGGCUGGAGGGGAGGAGGAAGGCGAAGCAGGGAGAGGGGACCGUAUUGCGAAAGGAGAGGCUCGAAGAGAGUAGUGGAUGGAUCUAG